GAUUGAUUACAGUAUUAAAACAAACAAACAAACAAAAACAGUGAGAGAGGCUACAAGAAAAGACAUGCUGCCCUUAAGCAAAAAAGUGAGUAUAGAGAAUUUCAUAUGUAAUCAUGUGUGGCUGCUGGAGGGACAACAUUUUUCAAGCAAAUUUCUUUUCUUUUUUAAGAGUAUUGUAUCUAUAUACACUAUUAGCAAACCCCUGCACUUUUUAAAGGCAUGAUAAAGGGUGGAUCAAACGUGUGUGGGCAGUGUGUGAUGAGUUAAGAUGUUGGACUUACACAUUUGUAUUUGAUAAUUCCGUGAAUAUUUUGGAAAUUUAUCAGGAAGGCAAGCAGAAAUUAAACACUUUGGGACGUGUUAGCAGAUUAGUGUUACUCUACAUAUAUUCAUAUUUUGAAACUAGACAUUUUCUUUAAAUGGGCAUGUUUUUAAAUGCUUUCUGCAUUCACCUGGGAGGAAAAAAGUUUUAAUCCGAACAGUCGGAGGUGUGAAUAUCUCCUGUGCAACUCCUAUUCAAUAUGACUUCAAUAUGAAAAGUAUUUACUUCUUAAUAGGGUAGUCACACUCGAGCCGGAAUGCCAUCGGAAUAAAAAUUCUUCGUAUAUUCCGGGAUAUUUGAAGUGCAUUCUAAAAAUUCUAACUGCAUUCUGAGUGCAUUCCAAACAUUCAGGCCCAUUCUUGUGGCUGGCCUGAAUGUUUUGCUCAUGAUCAAAACAUUCGAGGUGCAUUCGAAGAGGAGAAAUAUCGAACGGCAUUCAAAGUGUAUUCUAACUGCAUUCUGACUGCAUUCUGAAUAUUCUUACGGCAUUCGAAACAUUCUGAUUGCGUUCGAGGGAAAAAUAGAAAUGGCAAGCCACUUCAAAUCCUGCCAGAAUGUCCCGAAUGUGCCUCAAAUUAGCCGGAAUGCACCUCGAGUGCAUCUCGAUUGCUGCUGGAAUCUGUUUCGAUAUUAAAAUAGUUCAGCUGGAGUGCACUUCGAAUGCCAUCUGAAUAUUUCAAUUGCCGCUCGAAUACAUCUUAAAUGCAGUCGGAAUGUCCCGAUUGGCCCUCGAAUGAGUCCAGACGUGAUUCAGAACACCACCGAAUCGCGUAAAAACGCAGCUAGCUGCCGCUGGAACUUCAAUCUGCAUUGAGGAGUCACCUGCUCAACAUCAACCUUUUGUCCAUUGUUUUAAAAAGUUUAAAAAGUUUCCCAAGUUUCUCAUGUCAUCCCGCCAAGGAAGAAGGGAGCCAAGGUCAAGAACUCCACCACUGGCCGUGGCCAUGGUCGGGUCUGAUACCUUCUGAGUUUUCUCCUCCUAAUGUUUCUUCUCUAAGCCUCCUCCACAUCUCUUUCAAGCAGGUCUUGCUGGAGGACAGCAAUCUGGAGCAAAGCAACAUGGUCCAGGGGGUCCAUACUCUAUGGUGUCUGGGCUAAGACUGAUGAAAAUGCUAGAUUCGGCAGCGUUUUAUACCCUAUCGGGGACCAUUCCGGUGGCAUUCUUGGUACACUCGGGACAUUCGUGUUACAUUCGAAGUACAUUAAUUAGUAUUCAAGCUGCAUUCUCUUUGAAUUCUUAGACGUUCGAAACAUAUUCGGUGGCUAUUCUGGGAGCGUUCUGACUGCAUUUGAGGUGAAUUCAUACAGCAUUCGAGGCACCUUCCAACCCAAUUUCGGGUGGUAUUCGGGCAGCAAUCGAACUGCACUCGUACGGCAUUCGAAGUACUUUCUUAAUAUUCUUACUGCAUUCAAAGAGCAUUAUUCUAGGUAUUCCUACUGUGUUCCAACUACAUUUGAACUGCAUUCGAAAGCUAAUACACCUGGAAUGUGCAAGAAUCAUUUGAGGCAGGUUCGAAGUGCAUUCUAAGUAUUCGAACGGCAUUCUUACAAAGCUGUAAGAAUGUUGGUCAGUUUGAAAUUCCCACCCGAAUGUGGCACGAAUUUUGAAAAAAAAAAAUUCAUUCCGGCCGGUUCUGCUUGAUUCCUGCUAAUUCCAAAUGUGACGGAGGCUUAAGAAUGAGUUUUAGGCAUCCUUUUUAACUUCAGUAUGAUCAUAAAUCCACAUUGCACCAGUGCUGUUUGCUCUGUAUCUGGGUAUCUGUGCUCUUUUCUUUUAUGAGCUCCUCUGGCACUUUCAUCACUUGGGACAAACCAUUUCAUGGGGGCGAUAAAUCCAUCCAUCCAUCAAUUAUCCGUAACCGCUUAUCCUGUGCAGGGUCGCAGGCAAGCUGGAGCCUAUCCCAGCUGACUAUGGGCGAGAGGCGGGGUACACCCUGGACAAAUCACCAAAUCAUCGCAGGGCUGACACAUAUGCCCCUUUUCCACCAAAUCAGUUCCAGGGCUGGUUCGGGGCCAGUGCUUAGUUUGGAACUGGGUUUUCUGUUUCCAGUGACAAAGAACUGGCUCUGGGGCCAGAAAAACCGGUUCCAGGCUAGCACCAGCUCUUUGCUGGGCUAGAGGAAAGAACCACUUACGUCAGUGGGGGCGGAGUUGUUAAGACCAACAACAAUAGCAAGACCGUGAAAGGUCGCCAUUUUUAAGCGACAAGAUAUCAUGGAUGCAGUAAAGCAGCAGUGGUCUGUGGAGGAGACAACCUGUCUCCUAGCGAUAUGGUCCACAGAUGAAGUCCAGGCGAAACUGGAGGGUGCUAUGCGGACCAAGCCCGUAUUACACCAAAUACAAAAAGAGAUGGCUGCGGCGGGGUACGAACGUACUCUCGAGCAGAUCAGCAACAAAUUAAAGAAGCUGAAGAAAGACUACAGUGACCAGGACCUUGGUCGAAGCGGCAACGGGCGGCCGAGGAAGAACCCCCACUUCGAUAUUCUGGACUCGGUCCUCGGCGAUAGACCAACAAAUAACGCCACCGGAGCCUUAAAUUCAGCGACGGCGAUGGUGGACGACACACUGCCGCAAUCAGAGCCUGAGUUGUCCACCAUCGGGGAUGAGGACCUCAUGUCUCCACUCCACUGCAGCUCUCCUGCAUCAUCCAGCAGCUCAGGACAAUCGCAGCAGACCAGACCUGCUAAGAGGAAGCGAGACAGCAACACUGAGCUCCUGGACUACCUUGAGCGGGCGGACGAGAGGUUCCUGCAGCACAGCAAGGAAAUGAACGAUGCCUUGCUGCACAAACUGGAGGCAGACAACAGUGCGUUCCUCAGUAUGAUGGGGCGCAUGGUGUCUGUAAUGGAGGUGCAAGCCAGAAAAUAAAUCACACCACUUUUCUUAUUUUGCACCUUUGCACUGUU
Neoarius graeffei (lesser salmon catfish) is the source of this 3228-nucleotide messenger RNA. RefSeq lists its product as uncharacterized. Bases 2537 to 3190 code for a protein of 217 amino acids. The record is from RefSeq and is a predicted model, not a curated record. The transcript is spliced from 3 exons. NCBI's taxonomy places the organism in Eukaryota, Metazoa, Chordata, Actinopteri, Siluriformes, Ariidae.